AUGGAUCUUCCAAGCUAUUCAGGCAGCCAAGUUCGCUCUCCAGCGCCCAUCUCGCAACGUCUUCCCUUGAUUUUCCGGCGGCUGCAUCGUUUUAAUCAAAUGGACUUCGAACAAGCUAUCUGGCAGCUUGGUUAUCUGUGUCUGGCCCCACGGAGAGUGUAUCGGAAUGUAUACUUCCAUAAGCAGACAAAAAAUACCUGGGCUCGAGAUGACCCGGCCAUUCUCGUGCUCAUUGCAGCGUGCCUCUUUGUGUCUGCAAUUGCUUGGUCAUUUGCAUACUCGUACACCGCGAGGCAGGCUUUGAAGCUUGCCUUGUUCAUGAUAGUGCGGGAUUAUCUUCUGACAGGCUUGGUCGUCGCGACAGUGUUAUGGUUCGUUUCAAACCGUCUCCUCAUCGCGCCACCUUCACAUUCUUCUCCUGCGGACUCCGUUGUCGAAUGGGCCUACGCAUUUGACGUACACACCAACGCGUUUUUUCCAUUUUUCCUCACACUCUAUAUUGCGCAACUGUUCGUCCUUCCUGUCGUCCUCAAAGAUAAUUGGGUGUGUCUUUUCUUGGGGAACACUUUGUAUCUUGCUGGGCUCGCACAGUAUACGUACGGUGUAUAUCUCGGUCUCAACGCGCUCCCAUUCCUGAUACGUUCCGAAUUGCUCCUUUCACCUCUUUUACCACUCUUUACGUCAUACAUAAUCUCUUUACUAGGAUUUAACGUCGCGAAACAUGUACUAGCAGUAUAUUUUGGCUCGUAA
Messenger RNA from Lentinula edodes (shiitake mushroom), 750 nucleotides. RefSeq names its product UNC-50-like protein. The transcript has 8 exons. Gene Ontology annotation, cellular component: Golgi membrane. The record is from RefSeq and is a predicted model, not a curated record. Bases 1 to 750 code for a protein of 249 amino acids. Lineage: Eukaryota; Fungi; Basidiomycota; Agaricomycetes; Agaricales; Omphalotaceae.